Bombina bombina (fire-bellied toad) is the source of this 667-nucleotide messenger RNA. It is a transcript of the gene FABP2, whose product is annotated as fatty acid binding protein 2. The record is from RefSeq and is a predicted model, not a curated record. The transcript has 4 exons. Bases 22 to 420 code for a protein of 132 amino acids. NCBI's taxonomy places the organism in Eukaryota, Metazoa, Chordata, Amphibia, Anura, Bombinatoridae. Gene Ontology annotation, molecular function: fatty acid binding. Gene Ontology annotation, biological process: fatty acid transport. Gene Ontology annotation, cellular component: nucleus; cytosol.
UCAGCCAGUCAUCUGUUCAUCAUGGCAUUCAAUGGAACAUGGAAAGUGGACAGAAGUGAAAACUAUGAAAAGUUUAUGGAAGUUAUGGGUGUUAAUGUAGUGAAGAGGAAACUGGGAGCACACGAUAACCUGAAGAUCACAAUCCAACAGGAUGGAGACAAAUUCACAGUGAAGGAAUCUAGCACCUUCCGAACCAUUGAUAUCGUUUUCACACUGGGAGUACCAUUUGAUUAUACUCUGGCUGAUGGAACAGACAUGAAUGGCUCCUGGCACCUAACAGGAGAUGAACUGCUUGGAACAUUCACCAGGAAAGAUAAUGGAAAGGUGCUGACAACCACCAGAAAAAUAGUUGGUGAUGAACUUGUUCAAACGUAUUCUUAUGAUGGGACUGAGGCUAGCAGAGCUUUCAAGAGAGGCUAAAUGUUGUUCCAGUUCAGAAAAAAAAGAAAAUCCAUCAACAGAUAUAGAGGUUCCACAUCCCUACAAGUUGCUGACAAUGUGACCCUGCAAAAAUGUUGUUUUCCCAAGUGCAUUUUUUACUGAUAUACAAAAAAAAGCAUUGCUGGUUACUUUGCUGUAUAUAUUAGAGUUACAAUUGUUUAGAUAAAACAUGCCCAUAGGAUUGUUAUUUUCAUAUGCUGUCCACAAUAAAUGUGGUUCAUAGAAA